UUAGUCCUUUCUGUCCAACCACCGGUGUGUAGCUUGAACCGCAUGCGCAGAUUUGUACCAGUCAAAAUCCUCAGCGGUUUAUUUGGCUAACAAGUGAAUACUUCUUCGUAUUUUAACUUUUCUUAUUGGUUAGAGAUGGCCGCUAGAUAUGAUAGAGCUAUAACAGUAUUUUCCCCCGAUGGACACCUGUUUCAAGUGGAAUAUGCACAAGAGGCUGUGAAAAAAGGCUCUACUGCGGUGGGCAUCAGAGGGAAAGACAUUGUCGUUUUGGGUGUUGAGAAAAAGUCUGUAGCUAAACUCCAAGAGGAGAGGACUGUACGCAAGAUAUGUGCACUUGAUGAUCAUGUCUGUAUGGCAUUUGCAGGUCUGACGGCCGAUGCUCGUAUCGUUAUCAACAGAGCCAGGGUGGAGUGUCAGAGCCACCGGCUUACUGUAGAGGACCCUGUUACUGUGGAGUAUAUCACACGCCACAUUGCCACACUCAAACAGCGCUACACACAGAGUAAUGGACGCAGACCCUUCGGUAUCUCUGCUCUGAUCGUGGGCUUUGACAACGAUGGAACCCCACGACUCUACCAAACGGACCCAUCUGGAACAUAUCAUGCCUGGAAGGCCAAUUCUAUCGGUCGCAGUGCAAAGACUGUCCGGGAGUUUCUGGAGAAGAACUACACAGACGAGGCCAUCGCUACUGACAACGAGGCUAUAAAGCUGGCCAUCAAAGCCCUGCUGGAGGUUGUUCAGUCAGGAGGAAAGAACAUUGAGCUGGCAGUGAUCAGGAGGAAUCAGCCACUGAAGCUUUUGGAGUCUAAAGAAAUUGAAACCCUUGUGGCUGAAAUCGAGAAGGAGAAAGAGGAGGAGGCAGAGAAAAAGAAGCCGAAAAAAUCUACAUAAAUCAAACUAGUCUGUCACAUGACCUGUUUUCAGUUUGUGUGAGGAUAGGCUUCAAUAAGGGUGAACAAACACCCCCUUUAUCCUAGACACAGACUCGUCUCCAUUUUAUAUAUUUUGUUCUGUAGUGUGGCUACUACUGUUGUUAGCACAUUAUUCUGACCCUGAACUGAAGCAUUGGACUCAAGUAAUGCUUUUAUAAAUUGAACCUUGAAUAAUAAAGAUUGUGAUUUUA
Molecule: messenger RNA, 1123 nt
Organism: Oncorhynchus tshawytscha (Chinook salmon)
Lineage: Eukaryota; Metazoa; Chordata; Actinopteri; Salmoniformes; Salmonidae
Product: proteasome subunit alpha type-7
Exons: 7
Coding region: 136-891 (251 amino acids)
Biological process (GO): ubiquitin-dependent protein catabolic process
Cellular component (GO): proteasome core complex; proteasome core complex, alpha-subunit complex; nucleus
Source: RefSeq, a predicted model, not a curated record